CGGCAAGGUCCUGACUGACGGGCAGAGAGAGAGAGAGACAGAGAGAGACAGAGGAGGAGGAGCAUCCACGCACAGGGCUCCCAUCGCUAAUGGAGACACACUUAACUGCAGACAGCUCUGGAGCAGCUCGCACAUCUCCCUCCUCUGUUAUUAUGGGCAUUUGUCAUUGGGAGACGUGGAGUCGAUUCCUUGGCCUUUAUUUCUUCAAUGGCUUGAGCCUGUGAUGUAAAGUCCAAAUGGCGGCCAGUGGACCAAACAGGCCCGGAGAAAGGGAGGUCCGGGAGUCCCACGCCAUACCCCCCACCCUGUCUCCCAAGAGUGCCAGCACCAAUGGGACCAAGAGACACGUCCCUCGGGGCAUUGUCAUCCAGCUGACGGGGACAGAAGGGGAGUGGGACAGCUUGGACUCGAGCGAGCUAAUCUUUUCCCUGGAUGAGGAUUACCCAACUAUUUCUCUCACCAAAGAACGCCAGCUUUCCGUAAAUGACGAUCUAUUGCUCCACGCUCCACCUUGCCACGUCCCACAAUCUUCUUCAACCCCUAGCUCUUUGGGAAACUGCUCCGGUACUAGCUUUCUGUCCCCAGGGCCCUCAUCCCCAACGCACCGCCCAUUGACCAGCCUGGUCAAGUCUCUUUCCUCUGAGCUUGAAAUAAAAGAAGGUGCAACACUUCGACCGAAACCCCUGCUAAAUCUUGUCAAAUCAAUCUCAACGGAAAUCUCCAGAUCAGAACCCGAGAUAUCGCAAUCAAAAUCGGACUCCCGACUCAACCUGCACCUCUGGAAACAGCUGACUCAACCAAAAAAACGGAGCAAUGGUGACUCCCGCACCGCGCCGCCGUCCCCAUGUGCGCUGUCCCCUAGUGGUGAGGGCGGGAAAGGCAGCUUCUUCAAAAUGGAGCUUGAAGACACCAAAAGGAAGUUUUCGGAAGCAGUUCAUGAACAUUCCCUCAGUAGCAUGUUUCAGAAGAUCAUGCGGGAGGAGAGCGGAGGUAGUCCUAAGCACAACCAGAAAAAACAACCGGUUCUCUCUAGAAGCAUGGCACAGGACGGUAGCACGGAUUCAAGUUUUGUCGAGUCACCGGGAAAGAGUGCAAAAAGAUCGGACGAUAUUCCACAUGUUUUUGAAUGGCCACCUUUUAGGCAACAUCACAAGACAUGUCCCUUUCACCACAAUCGGGAUCACCAAAAAGACGAAGAGCUAGAAGUCUUUACUGAUGAUGAUGUGGUGCAAAUAUCAGUUUCAGAUUCUUAUCCUAUCCCGGACGAACCCCCAAUUAUGAGUACCCCCCUCCCACACAUGAGUUUGUUUUGCAUUGGCGUUCUCUCGUAUGGAUACUUCAUAUUGCCGCUGGGUCCGUACUUCUCUGGCAUGGCAUUCGGCGUAGCUUUGGGCUUCUUGAUUGGACUCUUGCUAAUCAGAUUGAGUACAAGCAGGUCAAAUUGUGUGGACCGUAAACGUCGGAAAACACACAACCUGCUCGGAGAGGCUAUUCUAACAGGUGCCACUGUAAGGACUGAGUCUGACACCCUGAAGGGCUGGAUGAAUGAGGUGUAUGAAUACGACCCAGAGACCUACCACCCCUCUCAGUCUCACUCUGUGUUUGCCACUCUGGAGGGCUCCUGUCUGUGCCUGCACUCCCCACGAAACAACAUCAGCCGGCGAGCCACGUACGGAGAGAGGCUGCCUGACGCAGCCUUUAUGAAAACACGCUGCUUUCACCUCACAAACAGCAAGGUUUUCCUGCUGCCUUCUGUGCUGGCCCAGAAGAGGCAGUGGAACCCAAAGUAUCCCCUGUGUCUGCAGCUGAGCGAGGGCGGCAGCUCCCUACAGACCGAGGCCUGGUCAGAGGAGGACACCAUUGAACAACCACUUACUCCAAAUCCCUUCACUCUGUACCUGUUCGGACGCACGGGGAGAGAGAAGGAGGAGUGGUACCGUCAUUUUCUGCUGGCGUCAGAAGAAGCGCACGGGGAGAGGGAGGCCGACAGAUGCGUGGGCAGAUCGGGUGAUGUCCGUGCACCCCUACAUACAGUUGUGAGCAGUAGAGGCUCCAGCAGAGUCGGCAGUGAAGAGGACCCCUCCACCCCCCCAGUCCCUGUCCCAACACCGAUGCCACAGAGCAGCCACAGCAGCAUCAGGGCCCAGCCAGCCCUCAACUACCACAGCUACAUGAGCCAGCUCCUGUGUGCGGCUGAGCUAACGCCACUCUGGAGCCCUGGAGCUAGCAGCACUGCAGAAUGUACCUGUGAUGUAGCAGAGCGCCCUGAGAAAGGCCAAACUGCAUGGAUAAAUGGUCUGAUUGGUCGAAUCUUUUGGGACUUUCUGCGAGAGAAGUACUACGCUGACAUGGUUUCCACCAAGAUCCAGAAGAAGCUCAGCACUAUCAGAUUGCCUUACUUCAUGAAUGAACUGACUGUCACAGAGAUGGAUCUGGGCACGUCUAUGCCUCUUAUCACAGCAACUUCUAAACCUGAGAUCAACCCUCGAGGGCUGUGGUUGGAGUUGCAGCUUGUCUACAAUGGUGGGUUACAGAUGACCCUUCAGACCAAGUUUAACCUUUUCAAACUGGGAAAAGAAGGAAGUCAAGAAGCAGAAUUCACACCGCAUACAAAAACUUCACGGUGUAGACCAGUCCUCAGUGUGUUAGCAGACAGUGAUGAGGAGUCCUCCAGUGCUGGAUCGUCUGAUGAAGAAGAGCUACUACUGUCUGAGCCUCAGGGGCCUGUGGGAGACAAGGGACCUUCCACAGCAACCAACGAAGGUGUGGGGGGCGGUAAGACCGGGAGGAAGAUUUUGAGAUUUGUAGACAAAAUCGCCAAGUCCAAGUAUUUCCAGAAGGCGGCGGAAAAUGAGUUUAUUAAGAAGAAGUUUGAGGAGAUGUCCAACACGCCUCUGCUGCUCACUGUGGAGGUCCAGGAGCUGUCGGGGGCACUAGUCGUCAACGUACCGCCGCCCCCUACUGACCGGAUAUGGUACAGCUUCUGCUCUCCGCCCAAGUUGGAUCUUCAUGUGCGUCCUAAACUUGGGGAGCGUGAGGUGACUUUCUGCCAUGUGACAGAGUGGAUCGAAAAGAAACUACAAGAAGAGUUUCAGAAGGUGUUUGUUUUCCCCAACAUGGAUGACAUCUGUGUGCCCCUGAUGCACUGUGGCCUGCAGCAGCCUCACAGCUCCUCCACAGAGCCCAUCCAGAAGACCCCCAUGGGCGGAGACCAGUCCCACUAGUGCCUCUGUGUUAAUUAUCAAUGCAAUCACAGUUUUAAAACAAUCCCAAACAGUCAAGAUAACCCCAGUGUAUGCAGCCAGUACAUAUCAACUGGAAAUGAGCAGAAAAUCUAUUCUUCUGUCAAUGUCUGAACCAGCAGUCUGGACAUUACACGCUGUAGCCUUUUAGCUGGCAGUUUUCUUACACUCUAAUUAUACUAAAUGAUAUCUUUUCUAAUGUUUACAAGAGAGAAAAGAGAUUAUGUGCAUAGAUGGGUGCUAAUGUUUACAUAUAAGUCAGUGUAAUUUUAUGUGAACAAAAAAUAUUAAACUUCAAUUGAAAUUAUUUUAUAGCAUUACAAUGUUUUUCAUAUCUUAAAUGUGUCUGCAUAAAACAGAGGGCAUCUGGCAUUAAAGCUGCACU
Messenger RNA from Periophthalmus magnuspinnatus, 3627 nucleotides. It is a transcript of the gene tex2l, whose product is annotated as testis expressed 2, like. The record is from RefSeq and is a predicted model, not a curated record. NCBI's taxonomy places the organism in Eukaryota, Metazoa, Chordata, Actinopteri, Gobiiformes, Gobiidae. The transcript is spliced from 13 exons. Bases 237 to 3224 code for a protein of 995 amino acids. Gene Ontology annotation, cellular component: endoplasmic reticulum. Gene Ontology annotation, molecular function: lipid binding.